AUGGCGACGGUGGAGGACUGGGAAACCACGGAUGUCUUAAUCUGCGGAUGUGGUCCCACGGGAGCAAUGCUAUCUGGCUAUCUGGGCAAAUUGGGAACUCGGAACAUCAUUCUUGAGAAAGAGGCUGAGAUCACCACCGAUCCUCGCGGGAUUGCUCUCGACGAUGAUGGAAUCCGACUCAUGCAGGGCCUGGGCCUGUACAAGUACAUCUUCACAAAAAUCGGUUCAAACAUGCCCCGAAUUCAGUUUGUUAGCGGAGCCGAUCGCAGCCUUCACAAGAAGCCAUUUCUUUGCUUCGACACCGCAUCAAGCGAGGGAAACACAGGCCACGUCGGGGUUCUCGCGCACAAGCAGCCAGUGCUUGAGAAAUACCUGCGCACGGUCAUUGACCAAGCCCCAGAUUCUGAAUUGCGGAGCAGCUGUGAGCUAACUUCUAUUUCCGAGGAUCAAGACUGGGUAUACGUGACAUAUAGAAAUGUGGAAGGUGCAGAGAAACGAGUGCGCGCCAGGUUCCUGGCGGCGGCAGAUGGUAAGACGGGAUUCACACGGAAGAUGUACCUGGAGCCAAAAGGUAUUCAACUGGAAUGGGCUGAACAAACAAGAUAUCAAGAGACAUGGGUGGCGCUCAAUUGGAAAUUACAUCUUCCUACGAAAGAUUCGCAUCCUUCAUUCCCGCUGUGGACUCUUGGUUAUACACCGGAGCAAGUAUACGACCUUUUCUUCCCGAGUGACUUCCGCUUCCUCUGCAAUCCUAAUCGACCAGCCGUGUGCGGCCGAUUCGGACGGCCUGAGGAUCGGCUCUGGCGAUUCGAAUUUGUUAUUUUGCCCGGCGAGGAUGAGAUGGAGAUGGCGGGACGAGACAAGGUGCGCGAGGUGGUAUACCCGUAUCUGACACACCUCGGCAGUCGUUUUGGACUCGAGGGAGCCAUAGAAUAUCCGGAAGACUGCAUCGAAGUCCUGCGAUGCAGGCCCUUUCGCUUCUCUGCACGAAGUUGCAACAAAUGGGCGCUUAAUCGAGUGAUUCUCUGCGGCGAUGCAGCCCACGUUUUCCCGCCCUUUGGAGGACAGGGCAUCACGUCUGGAUUCCGCGAUGCUGUCUCCCUGGCCUGGCGCCUCGCCAUCGCGUGUUCAUCCAGUUCGAGGCUUGACUAUGAGAGUCUUCUUGAAGGCUGGUAUCUCGAACGAAAGCAGCAAUUAGACAAGUCCCUGGCGUCCACGGUGCGUAAUGGCGACAUGGUCAAUGGAAAGAGUCUAACGCACGCCUUCAUCCGCAACUGGGGCUUAUGGCUGCUCCAACUGAUUCCAAGCUGGAGACACUGGCUGGAACAAGGACCGCGAGGCGAUGGUCCGACACAAUACACCCACACUCCCGGCAUGCCGUUCAUGCCCGAUUUGAGUGGGGGCGUGUGUUUCCCGCAGACAUACUGCACUGCAUUGACCCGGGAUGCGCCAGUGCAGUUCACUGACGAUGUGAUUUUUGACGGCAAGGCACAUCCCUUUCAACUUGUGGUGCUGCUCAACCACCUCGGCGAGCUGGAUGCCGCAUUAUGCGACGUCCGCAAGCUGGGCCCGGCAACUUCGCUCCUGUCGGCUGACGAGGUGACCUUCUUCGUCCCACGCAGCAGCAGCAUGUCCCAGACUUCUCAGGAUCCCGGCCAAUCAGAUGUAUCGGUUGCCAGGGUUUUUCGCAGCGCCACGGGUGACGAAUUCGCUCGGUCGGUGCUUUGUGAUUCUCGCCCUCUUCCCCGAGGCUAUGAUGAGUCGCUCCUGUGGCGGGCCGCAAGCGGCAAGCGAUAUGUGAUAUUGCGGCUGGAUCGGUUCGUCUUCGCAGUCUGUGAUAGUAAGAAUGAGCUGGAGAGAGCCUUCAACCACCUCAAUGGGCUGCUUAAUCCAUAG
Penicillium macrosclerotiorum is the source of this 1896-nucleotide messenger RNA. RefSeq names its product monooxygenase. Bases 1 to 1896 code for a protein of 631 amino acids. Gene Ontology annotation, molecular function: FAD binding; 3-(3-hydroxyphenyl)propionate hydroxylase activity. Gene Ontology annotation, biological process: 3-(3-hydroxy)phenylpropionate catabolic process. The record is from RefSeq and is a predicted model, not a curated record. Lineage: Eukaryota; Fungi; Ascomycota; Eurotiomycetes; Eurotiales; Aspergillaceae. The transcript has 6 exons.